Messenger RNA from Cimex lectularius (bed bug), 772 nucleotides. RefSeq lists its product as uncharacterized. The transcript is spliced from 5 exons. Bases 92 to 739 code for a protein of 215 amino acids. The record is from RefSeq and is a predicted model, not a curated record. NCBI's taxonomy places the organism in Eukaryota, Metazoa, Arthropoda, Insecta, Hemiptera, Cimicidae.
GAACAAGAAACAGUUCAAAAGUGUUGAAACAUGUGAUUGCAGUUAAUAAAAAUUUUAAAAGUAGUUUUUAUAAUUUCAAGCCUAUUUCACAAUGACUGUGUCGUUCAAAAAUCCAAGGGAGGAAGAGAAAAUCAGUUUAAUCAACUACACAGACCCUAGGAUCCGUGUAGGCAACUGGCUUCAAAGACAGUACAAAUUCAUAAGACACAAUAUAAAAAAAGAGAGCAGCUAUUCCAUCGAUUAUAAACCUGCAUCGAUAGACUAUAACUGCAUAGAAGAAAAUGCAGAAACUGUAGCGACUAAAGUCAAUGAGGCCUAUGGCAAACCAGUCGCUGAUAACUUAAUUGAUGAAGAGUUUGAGUGCAACUUUUUGACACUGUACGAUAUCAAUUACAACAAUAUAUGGCGAAGGUUUGGCAAUAAUAAAGAUUACUUGGCCAACAAGAUUAAUGCAGUUAACUAUGGCUUGAUAAAAGACAAAAGGCAGAGAUGGAUAGAUGAGCACAAUGAAAUUAAUAAUUAUUUGUCAGUGAUGAAGCGAGACUAUGUUGCUCAUGAGCCUGUUCCAAAAUACCCAGUUAGAAGAGAGCAAGCUAAAGAGGCUGAUAAAAAGAGUGUCUGCAGGAUGUUUAUAGAUUCGUUGAAUUUAAAAACUAGAGAAGACAAAAUAUGCUUUUGCCCUUGUCAUCCUGAAAUAUGCGCUGCAAAACCGAGAAACCCGAAGGAGAUCCUUCCUUAAAGUCAGUGAAUAAAGCAUUUUUUUAAAAUAAUA